UGUGAGAAAACGUGCUUUUUGGUGCUUUCUCUCUCAACCUUCCUAAAAAUGCACUGCUACCUGUGGAGCGUCUUCCUCACCUUGGAUCUGGCCACGGUGGCCUUCGCCCUGUCGACGUGCAGCACCCUCGACAUGGAUCAGUUUAUGCGCAAGAGGAUCGAAGCGAUCCGGGGGCAGAUCCUGAGCAAACUGAAACUCAACAGCCCUCCGGAAGAGUACCCGGAGCCCGAGGAGGUUUCUCCGGAGGUCAUCUCGAUCUACAACAGCACCAGGGACCUGUUGCAGGAGAAGGCGAACCACAGGGCAGCUACUUGCGAGAAGGAGAGGAGCGACGAGGAGUAUUACGCCAAAGAGGUUUACAAAGUAGACAUGCAGCCUACUUUCCAGUCCGCAAAUCUCAUCUCAACAAACCACCCCAUCCCCUAUUUUAGACGAGUGAGAUUUGAUGUCUCGGCGAUGGAAAAAAACGCUUCCAACCUGGUGAAGGCAGAAUUUAGAGUCUUUCGAUUGCAGAAUCCAAAGGCUCGUGUCUCGGAACAACGGAUAGAACUGUAUCAGGUUCUGAAAACCAAAGAUCUAACAUCACCUAUGCAGCGCUACAUUGAUAGCAAGGUAGUUAAAACCAGAGCUGAGGGCGAGUGGCUAUCUUUCGAUGUAACUGAUGCAGUACACGAGUGGCUCCACCACCGAGACAGGAAUCUUGGAUUUAAGAUAAGUUUACACUGUCCAUGUUGCACGUUCGUGCCUUCAAAUAAUUAUAUCAUCCCAAAUAAAAGUGAAGAGCUAGAGGCAAGAUUUGCAGGUAUUGAUGACUACUACACAUAUCCCAGUGGUGAGAAAUCUUUAAAGCCCAGUAGGAAAAAAAACAGUGGGAAGACCCCACAUCUUCUGCUAAUGUUAUUGCCCUCCUACAGAGUUGAGUCGCAACAGUCCAGUCGGCGGAGGAAGCGUGCUCUAGAUGCUGCCUAUUGUUUUAGGAACGUGCAAGACAACUGCUGCCUGCGCCCAUUUUAUAUUGACUUCAAGAGAGAUCUGGGAUGGAAAUGGAUACAUGAACCUAAAGGAUACCAUGCAAAUUUCUGUGCAGGAGCUUGUCCUUAUUUAUGGAGCUCAGAUACUCAGCAUAGUAGAGUUCUCAGCUUGUAUAACACUAUCAACCCAGAAGCCUCUGCAUCUCCAUGCUGUGUAUCCCAAGAUUUGGAGCCCCUCACCAUCUUGUAUUACAUUGGAAAAACGCCCAAAAUCGAACAACUUUCUAACAUGAUCGUAAAGUCUUGCAAAUGCAGCUAAGGGAUAUUCUGAAGCAGCACCAGCAAGUGCAUUGGAAAAGAAAGGAAGAAAACAAAACAUAAGAAGAAGAAGAAGAAGAAAUGUAAAGAACACAUAGGGUCAAGCAGUGAUUUAAAAAAAAAAAUACAAAGGAGAAAAAAAGCGGUACUAGUCCAAAUCGUUUGAGAGUUUGUUUCAUUGUUUUGCGUUUUGUUUUCAAAAAAACCACACACCAUCAUCUGAAGCAAAAACCGUGAAGGCCUUAUCCUACAUUUCAACUACUCGGUUAGUGAGAUAGACAAGAAGGAAUUUUCUUUUUUUUUAAAAAAAGCAAAAAAAAAAAAAUACUAACAAGAAAGAAAAGAAAAUUAAAAAAAAUUAAAAAAAUAAACACUGGAAGAAUUUGAUAGAGUUCUUAUGUGAAAGGAAAAAAACAGGAAAAAUAUCCCAUUCAGUGGAGUUGCUGUAUCUGUUCCGUGGCUUACUUGACCUCCGUGUUACGCCAUAGAUGCUCUACCCAUUCCCUGUAGUUCUUAGGAAUUAACAGCGCAUUAUUUAUUUUUGUGUUAUAUGAUCAAAUGAGGGAGCAUGUCAUUACCAUUGGGGAGGGGUGGGGGGAACGAGGGAGCAAAAAAACAAACAAAAAACGAGCAGACCAAAUAAACUGCAAGAAACCUGGUUUCAUUCCUUAGAAACCUGAGCUCAAAAAAAGAGAUUUUUUUUAAAAAAUCCUGCAAACCAUGAUUUGUUUAGCUCAGUUAAAACAGUAGUUCGCUAUUUUUCAGGAAGUCUGCCUUAAAAAGAAAAAGCCACAUACACCGUUGUUUUUCUUGCCAAGAGCCUAUGCAAAGCCUCGCACCAUUUGUUUUUAUACUGAAAACCUUAACAAUAAAGGACAUUUUUGUUUCAGUCUCAAAGACAAGUCUAUUAAGAUUCUUUUAAACAUGCGAACACACCACCACCAGUGACUGUAAAUGAACUAAACUGUUAGUUUAGUAAACCAGUGAAAUAUUUAACAUGUACUGGUCUAAUCUUCAGACCCUAAUAUGUUGCUGUAUAGCUAUUGCUUUGGGAUUGUUUGUCUGUUUUAUUUGUGUGUGCGCGGGAAUUUUCUUUUGUUUUUUUGUUUUGUAUAUGUAACCGUACCUAUAGUAUUACAAUAGGUGGGUAGUAAGAAGCCAGCUUAAUUGGAAACAUAUCUGUAGAUCUCUAUUGUAAACUAUUAAAAAAUUAAGUACUUUA
This is a messenger RNA of Podarcis raffonei (Aeolian wall lizard), 2511 nucleotides long. It is a transcript of the gene TGFB2, whose product is annotated as transforming growth factor beta 2. Gene Ontology annotation, cellular component: extracellular region. The transcript is spliced from 7 exons. Bases 49 to 1290 code for a protein of 413 amino acids. Lineage: Eukaryota; Metazoa; Chordata; Lepidosauria; Squamata; Lacertidae. Gene Ontology annotation, biological process: BMP signaling pathway; regulation of cell population proliferation; SMAD protein signal transduction. The record is from RefSeq and is a predicted model, not a curated record. Gene Ontology annotation, molecular function: cytokine activity; type II transforming growth factor beta receptor binding; type III transforming growth factor beta receptor binding.